CAGCAUGGCCGCCGAACCGGAAAACGAACCGAGGUACGUUGUCGCCGCCUCCCUGCCGCGCCGGAUGCCGUCUCCUCACCUGCCGGGCCUGAUCCCGCGCCAGCCCCCCGGAGGAGGUGCCCGACGAUUUUGACGUCAUGGACCAGGUCGAGAGCGCUCUCGGCUUGUCGGUGGACAUCGACGGGAAUGUGGUGCCGGUCCGAGAAAAGACCCCGCAAGUCCGACGCGUGGGCGCCCGUUGUGCUCACUGUUCCAGUCCCCGGGUGAGCGACAUCCUCAGCCGGUGGUUCGAGCUGAUCGUCUGCACUGGCUGUGUUCGUGCCCGGCCCGAGCUGUACUCCUUGCAUUCGAAGACCGCCGCCAAAGAGGAAUAUCUCCUCGCCGACGAGGACCUCUCGGAGCUUCCGUUCAUGAUGCGCGCCAACAGCCGGCACCCCAGCUGGGCCCCGGUGCAGCUGUUUCUGGCCAAGCACCUGCACAUUCAGGCCCUCCGGAAGCACGGCGGCACCGAGGAGAGUCUGAUGCAGGCAUUUGAGGAGCGCGAGCGGCGGCGCACUCUCCUCCGACAAUCGCGCGGCCGGCUGCCCCAGCGCCUGCACUUCACACAGGAUGUGGAUCUUUCGGGCACCGAGUCGGCGCCUCCGGCCGAUCUGCUGAGCGAUCCCCUGGAGCAUCGCCACGACUGGCGUGAGGAGACUUCGAUCGAUGGCGAGACGGCGGUGGUGUGCUCGACAUGCCGGGUCCCGGCGUCCGGGCAUGUCCGGCGGCGAUCUCCCUCCCCGGGCCCCGGGUCACCGCCAGAUCGCAAGCGAGCCAACCGGCGCGGUCAGGCCGCCCAGCCCACAUGGACCCGGGGUUCCGAGGCGGCAUUGGUUUCGCCGGGCCCGGCGGCGGCCGAGGCGCCGGGGGCCCCUCUGUUCGGGCACUUCGAUCUCUCCUCCGGUUCUGAUACCGACUGAUCACAAGGACCGGGGCGGGAGCCAAUACUUAACUCUAUGGAUCCGAAUUCCAAGCACGACGCCCU
Fonticula alba is the source of this 1024-nucleotide messenger RNA. RefSeq lists its product as hypothetical. Gene Ontology annotation, cellular component: nucleotide-excision repair factor 1 complex. The coding region runs from base 138 to 959 and encodes 273 amino acids. The record is from RefSeq and is a predicted model, not a curated record. NCBI's taxonomy places the organism in Eukaryota, Rotosphaerida, Fonticulaceae. Gene Ontology annotation, molecular function: damaged DNA binding. The transcript has 3 exons. Gene Ontology annotation, biological process: nucleotide-excision repair involved in interstrand cross-link repair; nucleotide-excision repair, DNA damage recognition; base-excision repair.